AUGGCGAUGUUGGACGAGGUGGUCGCCGACGAGGAGAAGAGAAGACAAGCCCGAUGGAAUCUCAAGCGGGCCAUGCACGACAGAAGAAUCGCAGAUAUCGAGCGGGCCCUCAUUGCGGGUGAGGAAUGCUGCUUGUACCCGAUGGAGCUGGAACAUGCAAGACACACGCUAGUGGAGGCCAAGAAGGCAGAUGCCAAUCAGAAGCUCGAUCGAGCUUUGGCAAGUGCUGAUGUGGAUGCCAUUUGCGAUGCCAUCAAUCAAGCUGCUUAUGCUGACGUCAAUCCCGCCAGACUGCAGGCAGCCGAAGCAUCUCUGGAGAUGCUGAAGCGUCAGCAAGACGCCCGAAUGCUGGUUUCCCAGGCGCAACGGUCAGGUGACAUCUUAUUAUUGCAGCAGGCCAUCGAAGAUGCCACUGUAAUGGGUCUGAUGGACUCAGAGCUGACCGCAAUCAAGCGGAAGGUCCAGAGACUGGAAAUCCAGGCAGAUGAGGUGAGGAAGCUUGAGGUUGCGAUACAAGGCAAGUCAAUCAUGGGGCUACGAGCAUGUCUGCUCUCAGCUGCUGCAGCAGGACUUCCAGCCACUGAUCUGGACAGAGGGCGAGUAGUUCUCCGGCAGGAGGAGAAGAAGGCUGCUGCCCGAAUCGUGCUCAAGGAUGCACGCCUGGGCAAAAAGGCCUCUGCUGAAGGCCGCGUCCAAGACCUCCGCGAGGCCAUACAAGGAGGCAAAGCUGCAGGAAUGACGGCUGAGGAGCUUCAGCCAUUCGAUACAGCGCUGGAUCAGUUGCGACAGGAGGUUGCUGCCAGGCAGACGCUGAAAGAGGCGGUAGAGAUUGCAACAAUUGAUGUCUUGAUGCCGGCUAUUGAUGCAGCGAGAGCCGCCGGCAUUGAUGAGGAGGAUCUGGCGAUUGCGAAGCUCCUGGUUGAAGAUGCCUACAAGCCAGCAGCACGCGCAAAGCUGAAAGAGGCUGUUCAGAAGAGAGAUAUACCCACACUACUGGCGGCCAUCGAGCAUGCCAAGGUCGUGGGCCUGUCCGUGAUGGCCAUUGCCGAGGCAUCAGAGGUCUUGAAGGAGGAGGAGCUGAAAGUGCAACUUCGGAAGCGGAUCCUGCGGCUCGACCGAAGUCUGAACCAGCAGGAGCUCCGAGCAGCGAUCAACAUCUCAGAAGUUAACGGCCUGACAAAAGCUGAACUGGCUCCUGCUCGCCGGCAGCUGGCAGAGCUGGAGCAGCAAGCCGCUGCCACGACGAGACUCUCUACAGCCAUCGAGGCUGGAGAGAUCGUUGAAUUGCAGGCUGCUAUCAGAGAUGCCCGCGCCCUCGUUCAGAAAGUGCUCACACCAUGUGUGGCCGAGGAGCUCAUCCAAGAUGCAGAGAAGGCCUUGAGAAAGGAGAUUGAGCAGGCGGCACGAGACAUGCUCUAUGACUCAAUCAAGCGCUGCAGUGGAGCGGCGGCAGUUUCCCGAAGCAAAGAUCUGCCUGAAGAAGGCGGAGAGCAGCUUAAUGCCAAAGCGGCUUUGCAGCAGCGACGCAGGAGCCAGGCGAACUUCGAAGCCGCUUUGCAGGCCAUCGGCGUGGAUGUGGGAUCCAGACCCGGGUCCCGAGACGCGCCUCCAGCUGCCGGGCGGCGAGCCUCAGGUCUUGGCAAGAGACGGAUGUCGGCCAUGUACGGCGGUCCAGCGGUGGGAGGAGCAUCUGGAGUUGGCGACGCAUACUUCGAGAGGAUGGAGACAAUCAAGACGGCUAUCAGGGGUGCAGAGGCUCUGGAACUUGACGAGACGGACAUCCUUCCAGCACGAGAGGCACUUGCCGAACAAGAGAAGAAGCUCCAAGCAUGUGCAGCCUUGGCGCAAGCGCGGAAGCUAAAGAGUCUGCAUCACAUCAAGGAAGCUCUUGAAAAAGCACAGGAAGCUGGCCUCUCACACAUGGAAAUGAAGCAGACCAUCGAUGCGCAGAAGGAGAUCAAGAAACAGGACGAGGCCGCAGAGAAGCUAGAAGAUGCCGUCGAUGCUCGGGAUGCCGAGAAGCUUCGAUGGGCCAUAAAAUGGGCCAAGGAUGCUCGAGUGGAUGAAGACGACAUAGCAGAUGCCGAGGAGGUCUUGCAAGAGUUGGAGUGGAGGGAAACUGCGCUCGCGAAGCUGAGAGCAGCACAAGAAUCCAGAAACGUAGAGGAACUGAUGGAGGCCCUCAAGUUUGCACAGGAUUUGGAGGAGGAAGAGCUGGAACCGUAUGAGGAGGCCCUCCUGGAGUUGCGCCAGAAACAAGCCCGAGUUGAACUGGCGAAGGCAAUUGAGCAGAGGGACAUAGCCGCUUUGAAAGAAGCCUUGAGGUUGGCAGAGUCAGUUGAGGACAUGGAGGACUCGGAAGAAGCAGCAGAAGGACAUCGAGUUCUUGCCGAGGAGCUGGUGCUGCAGGCUUUGACUGGACAAGUGGCCGCCCACAAGCUACGAGCAGCUGUGGAAGAAGCUUUAGAGUGGUCUCCUGAUUUCGAUCGACUGGAGGGUGCGAAGAAGAUUCUCGCAAAGGAAGAGAAGCAAGAUGCUGCACGAGCUGCGAUGCAAGGCGCUCUAAUGUCCAGAGAUGCGACAGAGCUCGCCGCUGCCAUAAGGCACGGCAGAGAGGCCGGACUGGAGGCAGUGAUUCCACUGCUGCCAGUGUUAAAUGUCUUUGACGUUGCAAUUUUGUUCGAGCAUUGUCAGUGCUAUUCUCUCGGAUGA
Messenger RNA from Symbiodinium sp. CCMP2592, 2712 nucleotides. Lineage: Eukaryota; Dinophyceae; Suessiales; Symbiodiniaceae. The record is from the annotation of a GenBank genome assembly.